Messenger RNA from Humulus lupulus (European hop), 603 nucleotides. Its product is annotated as G-type lectin S-receptor-like serine/threonine-protein kinase RLK1. The record is from RefSeq and is a predicted model, not a curated record. NCBI's taxonomy places the organism in Eukaryota, Viridiplantae, Streptophyta, Magnoliopsida, Rosales, Cannabaceae. The transcript has 2 exons. The coding region runs from base 1 to 603 and encodes 200 amino acids.
AUGAGGCUUUCUCAGAUCUCUGCAAACCAAGUUCUUCCUCAAACCAGUAAUGGCAGAGUGAGCUUAGGAGCUUCCCUUUUCGCAACAGAGAACUCUUCCUCUUGGCUCUCUCAGAAUGGCGAGUUUGCUUUCGGCUUUCGCAAGCUUAGAAACCAAGAUGAUCUCUUCUUCUUGCUAUGCAUAUGGUAUGUCAAUGGAGAUAAGCCGGCUGAAGCGAGAUCAAAUGUGGUGCUAACUCCUGAAAUAGGACUUGCUCUAACUACUCCUCUAGGCGAAGAGCUAUGGAAGUCUGAGUCAGUUGAUGAAAGUGUUGCCAAUGGUGUCAUGAGUGAUGAAGGAAACUUUGUCCUUGAAGGUUCCAAUUCAAACAAGUUAUGGGAAAGCUUUAAGAAUCCAACAGAUACCAUUUUGCCAAGCCAGGUAUUGGACAUGGGACAAGUCCUUUCAUCUCAUCAAUCACAGACUAACUAUUCCAAAGGAAGGUUCCAAUUUCGUUUGCGAGAAGAUGGGAAUGUUGUGCUCAACACAGUAAACUUGCCUUCUAACUAUGCCAAUGAGCCUUAUUAUGCAACUAACAUCUCUGGUGAAAGCUCAACACAGUAG